Ilyonectria robusta is the source of this 941-nucleotide messenger RNA. RefSeq names its product S-adenosyl-L-methionine-dependent methyltransferase. The coding region runs from base 166 to 879 and encodes 237 amino acids. Gene Ontology annotation, molecular function: O-methyltransferase activity; S-adenosylmethionine-dependent methyltransferase activity. The record is from RefSeq and is a predicted model, not a curated record. The transcript has a single exon. Lineage: Eukaryota; Fungi; Ascomycota; Sordariomycetes; Hypocreales; Nectriaceae.
CUCGUCGAUGAGCUGGACGAUACGCGACCAGCAGCAGCCUCUCCAGGGUCUGAACAAUCCAUCACAAGGUAUAUAAGUAUACAGUACGCAUCUCGAACCUGUUCAGAAUUUCUGUUUUCUCCCCGCACACUUCACAAUUAAACCAUACCUUAGACUUCUUUCAUCAUGUCGCAUGAUCAACUCAGAACCAUGGAAGCCGUCCUCAACUUCGAAAACUUCCGCCAAGCUCCGAGCUUAGACGCCAAAGCUCAAUCCGCGUUGCUUCGUCCCAACCUGAAGCUCGAGUAUGCGAUAUCCAACUCGGCAGCUAAUGGACUCCCGCCUAUCAGCGUACUGCCCAUGUCUGGCCAACUCCUGUCAAUUCUCACUCAGCUCAUGGGAGUCACGUCGGUACUCGAGAUUGGCACGCUGGGCGGCUACUCGAGUAUAUGCUUUGCGGAAGCCGGUGCCAAAGUCACGAGCAUUGAGAUUGUCCCAAAGCAUCGCGACACGGCAAUGGAGAACGUCCAAGGCCUUGAUGUAGAAGUUCUUCUUGGGGCAGCGGAAGAUGUGUUGCCGAAGCUGGCAGAGGAGGGAAGGAAGUUUGACAUGGUGUUUAUCGACGCAGACAUGGACGGUCAGUGGGAACAAUUCGACUGGGCGGUGAAGUUGACUCGCCCCAAUGGAUGUGUUUUUCUAGACGAUGUCGUGGCUUCAAUGUUCAAGAAUGGAGAAAUGGGGGAGGGGAGCGAGUCAAUCCUGACAAAGAUCGGCAGGGAUGAGAGAGUCAAGGCUACACUUGUGCCCACAGUGGCUUCCCAUUCGAUGCUGCCAACACCAGUUUUCAAUGGCUUUAUUCUAGCCAUGGUAAAGGGUUCAGAAUUAAAAGUCGCGAUUUGAGUAUAGUUCAUUUUACCGGGAUCGUAUUGGGCACACGACCUCUCGGCUCACUUAUUUUGUCU